AUUACUCUCAGCUCCAGCUUCAGAACGCCACCGACCUCGUGGGCGUGCAGUGGCCCAGACCAGGCCGCCCGCCUUCGCGCUCCGCGCGGCGCGCGGUGCACGCGGCGUGGCUGCACGAGGCGCCGCCGCCCCGGCAGGACGGCUCACUGGCCGGGGCUGCGACGCGCAGGGUGCGGUCAGCUUCGCACACCCCAGGGCGAAACUCUUCGGCUCCCCUCCCACGAGACAACGAGGCAGUGCCGUCACUCGCCCGCUCGCUCGGGCGAGCCAGCGUGGAGGCCUCGGGUCCACGACGGUCGCGCCAGUCACCCGCGUCUUUGGGGGAGGGUGCGCCCGGGAGCCGAGGCUCCCCCUGUGGGGCUCAGCCCGUGCGACGGGCGUGCCGAGCGGAAACCAGGACCAGCAGCAGAAUGCAGAAGGCAGCGAGGCAGCAGUGGCAGGAAGACGAGGAGGUGGCGAGAGGAUAAGGAAGAAGACCAGAGAAGGCCCGGCAGAGACGGCGCGGGGCCCGGCAGAGACGGCGCCGUCGACAGGCGCCAUCGACCGGCCGCACGGGCGGGAGGCGCUCCACCCGCGCUCCGGCCUCCCCCGAGAGCACGGACUCUCGUCGCCCGAACUCGGGAUCCAGGCGGACAUCAGCACAGCCCCCAAUGGGAGGCGCACGUCCGAAGCAAUCCGGCAGCACUGACACAUGAUAGCAUACCGGCUCCCGAGCGGUAUGGUCAGACAGCGCCCGCAAUAUACAGCUUCUACUGACGCACACAUAGUAUCAGUAUGUUCGGGUGGUGUCGAGCACUCCCCCUGCCCUGCGUGCCUUGAGCCAACUCGCGCCAUGCUUUGGCCUUUGAGUCGGACGCCACUGGAGAAGGCGGAAGGCGACCUCUCAGAGAGUUGCAGAGGCAGCCCAAGCGGCCUUACGCUGCCCCUACGGCGUGAGCGCCCCGACUGAUCACUCGACCCUCGCUCAAAUCCACAGCAGCGAGGCUUGCGCAGCACUCGGAGGCAUAAUGAGAAACGUGGACGCCACUGGCCCUGCCUACCACAAGCCUUCAUGCCAAGCUGAUGGUGAUCAGACUACCGAUAAUAUGCUUGAAUGAUCUGUGCUGUACGAAGAGUGAGGUGUGUGUCGCGGGUGCGGCGCGGCAGGGAAGAAAACCAGAACCCCUACGAAGCAUGUGGGGAAUAAUUCAUGCUUAAAAACAAAACGUAAGAACAUACGCGCAAACGAAACGCACGUUGCACGCAAUGUCGCGCUCGGGGGCGCAAAAUGGGCACUGCAACUCCGCAGCAUGCACGAGCAAAAUAGCGCUCGCGGCGCUCGCGCUUGGCGCGGAUCUCAUGCAAAUAAGUUCAUAAACGACGAAGCUGCGUAACCAAAUAAUUACCCAGAGUGCGCCAAAAAGCAGGGGCAGCACGGGCAAGAGCCGUAGGCUACGGGCUACGGCUACGGGCCGUAGCCGUCCAAAAGCCGAACAAGCAUGGAUCUGCCGACCCCUGAGGCGUGUGCGAUUCUACGGUGUACCUGUUGACGACAUCCACCACAACCACCCUUCCUUGAAAAACACUGUGUUACUCUGAAGCAGUGAACGGAGGUAAGCGAGUCAAGUGGACACUCCAGCAGGAAGCCCAAAAAAACUGGAAGGGGAAGCCACUCAGAUAAGAACCCUUGAUGGGGUCGGCGGCAGAGGCGGCACUAUUCAACAAUAUCCAGCGUUAUGACUCAGCGGUACGAGGCUGGUUGUUCAAUGCCGCAAAUUCCAAUUUUGAUUGCGUAUACGUUAUGCAGUCCGCAAGAUUGCAUGUGCUGAUCGGGUGUCCCGAAACACAUUAUCCAGCAGUUUGAUCCUGAUUUGUUGAUGUAAUGCAAUUGACUUCGUCAUUCCCAAAAGAAUUACCGCAAAACUACGAGCUCGGCAGGUGCGUCUCGACGAACACGGAAUCAUAAGACAAUCAGUACCGGUGAGUGUUCGCCGCACCGUGACGCAUGAUAAGAAAACCUGUUUUGGCCACGAGACUGGCCUCAUUCACCAUGGUGAGCUUUCCAAUGUUAGUAUUUUCCACCUUGACGCCGACCUGUGCAACUGCCCUCGUCACGCUGUUGGAGAUUGAUAUCUCGGCUAGACGCGCUGCGAACGUUGAAGCGAAUGUUGAGUGCACGCUCAGACCGUGGUACGACGCCCACGGCCCACCCACGACUGAACAUGAACGCGGCAUGCAUGCUGCUGCUAUGCUUCCCAAGCGUGCGCUCGCACUUGCCAUCCCCUUUCUGCAGUUGAUGCACCACGGGUAAGGCACGGCGUGGUGUCGAGGUUCAAAAUCAAGUCUGUGCUCGAACAGUGCUGGGCUACUGUGACCUAGCUUUCGAAAACCAUGGCGAUUAGAGUAUUCACAUGAACGUCCACGCAUUUAGUUUCGAUCCUCACGCACAUGCAUGGAUGUAGCAAGCCCCGUUGCUGCAACGACGUAUAAGCAGGUGCCACUGUCCCACGAAGUACGUGCGCAAAAUCAUCACAUGCCCAAUUUGCCCACUGUGUCGCAUCCCGAAGGCAUAUCUAAUAGUUUGCAACGUCGAUGUUCGCAGCAUUGUAUCCUGCAUCGAAACAUUGGGAAAACGAUGGGGACAUUUAUACGAGAUGCUGCAAGAGCCCUCGACCCUACUGUCUGGUGAAUCGAGCUCCUGGUUCGCACCGUACCACGCAACGAUUUCUUCUGGCUCCUCAUGUUCGAUUCCAGCCGGGUCCUGACCCUGACGCAGUGCUGGCACGAGGGCUCCAACAAUCAGAAAUGUGAAACCAUGAAUACUGUAGCGCAUCAUCGCCCAAUAGCUCAGGACAAAGGCUCGAAGUACAGGAAGAUACUAGUUUGCAUCAGCGUGCGCCUUUGAGCCAGAGUGGCCCUUGAGCCAGAAUGGCU
Messenger RNA from Prorocentrum cordatum, 2913 nucleotides. NCBI's taxonomy places the organism in Eukaryota, Dinophyceae, Prorocentrales, Prorocentraceae. The record is from the annotation of a GenBank genome assembly.